Molecule: messenger RNA, 2042 nt
Organism: Peromyscus californicus insignis
Lineage: Eukaryota; Metazoa; Chordata; Mammalia; Rodentia; Cricetidae
Gene: Zdhhc16
Product: zinc finger DHHC-type palmitoyltransferase 16
Exons: 12
Coding region: 296-1480 (394 amino acids)
Biological process (GO): protein palmitoylation
Cellular component (GO): Golgi apparatus
Molecular function (GO): palmitoyltransferase activity
Source: RefSeq, a predicted model, not a curated record
UGGGCCGGCGGCGGGACCCGGUCCGCUGGCUGGUGCUGCGGGCUGCGGGCCAUGGUGGGUCAGACUGAGAUUGGCCCGGCCCGGGUCCCGAGCUGGAGCCGGGGGCACUGAGCGGCGGGCAGGGCGGCUGGACUGAAUUUGGCUGAGUGAGAAGCUGGCAGGAGGCAGAAAGGAUGAGAGCUGCAAAUACUUUGGUGUUGUCCCAUUGGCAAGAGUGCCCUUGCUGGCUCCUGUAGAGCUGACCAGCCUUUCCAGUUUUGUGUCUGUCCAGGUCAUUCAUUCAACAACAGGAGCCAUGCGGGGCCAGCGGAGUCUGUUGUUGGGCCCAGCCCGCCUCUGUCUGCGUCUCCUUCUGCUCCUGGGUUACAGGCGUCGCUGCCCACCUCUGCUCCGGGGCCUGGUACAGCGCUGGCGUUAUGGCAAGGUUUGCCUGCGCUCCCUGCUCUACAAUUCCUUUGGAGGCAGUGAUACUGCUGUUGAUGCUGCCUUUGAGCCUAUCUACUGGCUGGUGGACAAUGUGAUCCGCUGGUUCGGAGUGGUGUUUGUGGUGCUGGUGAUCGUGCUGACUGGGUCCAUUGUGGCCAUUGCUUAUCUGUGUGUCCUGCCCCUCAUCCUUCGAACCUACUCAGUCCCACGACUCUGCUGGCAUUUCUUCUAUAGUCACUGGAAUCUGAUCCUCAUCGUCUUCCAUUACUACCAGGCCAUCACCACUCCUCCUGGAUACCCACCCCAGGGCAGGAAUGACAUUGCUACCGUCUCCAUCUGUAAGAAGUGCAUUUACCCCAAACCAGCCCGAACACACCACUGCAGCAUCUGUAAUAGGUGUGUGCUGAAGAUGGAUCAUCACUGCCCCUGGCUAAACAAUUGUGUGGGCCACUAUAACCAUCGCUACUUCUUCUCUUUCUGCUUUUUCAUGACUCUGGGCUGUGUCUACUGUAGCUACGGAAGUUGGGACCUUUUCCGGGAGGCUUAUGCUGCCAUCGAGAAAAUGAAACAGCUUGACAAGAACAAACUACAGGCAGUUGCCAACCAGACUUACCAGCAGACUCCACCACCUACCUUCUCCUUUCGAGAAAGAAUAACUCACAAGAGUCUUGUCUACCUCUGGUUCCUGUGCAGUUCUGUGGCACUGGCUCUUGGUGCCCUAACCAUAUGGCACGCUGUUCUCAUCAGUCGGGGUGAGACUAGCAUCGAAAGGCAUAUCAACAAGAAGGAGAGACGUCGGUUACAGGCCAAGGGCAGAGUAUUUAGGAAUCCUUACAACUACGGCUGCUUGGACAACUGGAAGGUGUUCCUAGGUGUGGAUACAGGAAGGAUAGCCUUUCUGUGUAGCCUUGGCUGUCUUGGAACUCAAGAGAUCCGCCAUCUCUUGUACCACCACCUCCCAGCAACCCCCAGAGGAUAUGUUCUCAGACAGAUUCAGAUGGAGAUUAGAACUCCCAUUGCUGUAGGAUGGUCUGUAUGUCAAGUGUGUUGCUGAUUGGUCAGUAAAUAAAUCACUGAUUGGCCAGUGGCCAGGCAGAAGUAUAGGUGGGACAAGGAGGAGAAUAAAGCUGGGAAGUGGAAGGCUGAGUCAGAGAGACACUGCCAGCCACCAGGAUGACAAAGAGCAUGUGAAGAUGCUGGUAAGCCUCGAGCCACGUGGCAAGGUAUAGAUUUAUAGAAAUGGAUUAAUUUAAGCUGUAAGAACAGUUAGCAAGAAGCCUGCCACGGCCAUACAGUUUGUAAGCAAUAUAAGUCUCUGUGUUUACUUGGUUGGGUCUGAGUGGCUGUGGGACUGGCAGGUGAGAGAGAUUUGUCCUGACUGUGGGCCAGGCAGGAAAACUCCAGCUACAUCCCAUCUUUGUGUUUGAUGUGUGCUUGCACAGGAAGAACAACUAAGAACUCAGUACUAAAGAGACAUUUUCUUGGUCAUUUCUCACAGGCAUUGGCUGACCCGGGUGCUGUUACCUUCUAGUCACUUACCCCACGGGAAUGGAAUGAGCUGGGACCCUCCUCCCUGGGUGACCGCUCACUCAGCCUCUGUGAUGGCCGUGUGAGCC